AUGCACAGCGGGGAUCUAGAGAUUAUGAUCUCUGAAAACAUCAACAAGAAUGAGAAAAGCUGCAAGUCUGCCAGACAGAAGUUGGUGCUGUAUGUUGAUGACAGGGCUGGAUUUACCCCUGAAGGCCGAUUCACAAUGCUGAAAUAUGCCUGGAUAAUUCACUUCUGCAAUGAAAGCACACCAUUUGUAAUAGCUUUAUUGCUGCUGUCUAAUAUAACAUUAUCUUCAUGUUUUCUGGAUGUGUUCGUGGCUGCUGCAUCUGUGGUUCACACAUAUUUUGAAAGGGAUGAUUUGCUGCCUUUUGACUCUAAACGUUUGGAAGAAGAUUUAAGAGAAAACUUCUUUGGACAGCAUAUUGCAUCGAAUGUUAUACUAAGAGCUGUGUCGUCAUUUAUGACUGACAGCAAACCAAACAAACCGCUGGUCCUGUCUUUGCAUGGGACUACAGGAAUUGGAAAGAGUCAUGUUGCUAAAAUCAUCACAAGAAAUGUGUACAAAGAAGGGGAAAACAGCAACUAUGUUCACACAUAUACAGCUAUGUAUCAUUUCCCACACAGAGCAGAGUCAGACUUGUACAGUGCACAGCUAAAGCAGUGGAUUCAUGGAAAUGUAUCAAGUUUUCCCCGCUCCAUGUUCAUAUUUGAUGAAAUGGACAAGAUGCAUCCACAGCUGAUCGAUGCCAUAAAACCUUUUCUGGACUACAACGCCCGUGUAGAUGGAGUGUCAUUCCGCGAAGCAAUCUUCCUUUUUCUCAGUAAUGCAGGUGGGAAUGUGAUUGCUGAAGUGGCUCUGGAUUUCUGGAGAAGAGGCAAAAUUCGGGAAGAGCUACGGAUGAACAGCAAGGAAUUGGAGUUUAAAAUCUCUCAAAACAUCUUCAAUGAUAAGAACAAUGAAGUGGCCAAAGACAUGCCUUACUACCCUGAAGAAGAGGAAAUUUUUGCUGUUAAAGGCUGUAAGUCUGUCAGACAGAAGUUGGCCCAGUGUAUUGAUUUUUAGCAGAACAUGUUGUCCAGUUUACUGACACCAGUUGAACAGCAAU
This is a messenger RNA of Onychostoma macrolepis, 1039 nucleotides long. RefSeq names its product torsin-1A-like. The transcript is spliced from 7 exons. The record is from RefSeq and is a predicted model, not a curated record. Lineage: Eukaryota; Metazoa; Chordata; Actinopteri; Cypriniformes; Cyprinidae. Gene Ontology annotation, biological process: nuclear membrane organization; protein localization to nucleus. Gene Ontology annotation, molecular function: ATP binding; kinesin binding; ATP hydrolysis activity. Bases 1 to 996 code for a protein of 331 amino acids. Gene Ontology annotation, cellular component: endoplasmic reticulum lumen; nuclear envelope.